CAGCUCGUAGCGCGUUUGGCGGUGUAUUAUAAAGCGCGCAAAAUCACGAUGACGCUGAGUGGUGCGCGCCUACUGUCGUGCAGCAGCAGAUAUAGCAGCUACUACAGCAACAUCAUCAUCAGUCUAAGGUGACAUAUUUCAACAUGUGCGUAUUAUUGAACUGCUAUUCUAAACGAAUGAUACAAAAGGAAACAACGACGAAUAUAGUUGAUUCAAGAUGUGCGGUCUAAUAAACCGAUAAAACGCUACUAAUCGCUGUUUGUAGACUUUGGCAGAAGCUACGUCAACGAGGACGAAUCCACACGACAACGAGAUGUCGCGCUCGUGGACGCUCAGCGACAUGGUCCGCGAACAAUUGGACGCGGAUCAGUCGAACGAAGCUGCUGCGGCGGCGGCGGCGGCGGCUAGCGUCAAGGACAAUAAUAUAAGCUUAAAGCCAUCAGCUCAGCCGCAGCAGCAGAGCAAUGGCUGCGUCGCGGCAGGUAAACCUCGGCACUACUCCGUGGGCUGCAUCUACGAGGCUCGUAGCGCACCUCCACGGGAUCUCUUGUUCCGCAAGCGUCCCGCGUCCUUCUACAAGUACAAGCGCGGCUUGCGCGCCUUAUCGCUCUGUCCGGACACGGCCGGCAACGACAAGUCCAUCAUCCUGGAGGCCGGUGGACUGGACGGUGCGGUGAGCAGCAACGAGGAGAUCGACGCGGGCACGCCGCCGCCCGUCGACGACUCGCUGUUCUUCGAUCACGAGCUCGAGGCCCUCAAGCACGUGAAGAUCGACGGCACGAAUCUGAAGACGGCCCUGUGGGCCUCGGUCAACGUCGUGGAGAUGCGCAGCCUCGUCGAGCUGGAGAAGGGAAAUCUCAUAGCGCUGCUGACGGCGGAUCAAAGACUGAAGAACAUGAUGUUCCUGUGGUCGUGCUUUCGCGGCCUGGUCCAGCUGCUGGCCAAACUCGAGAAGUGCGGCGCCGAUCGAGACUACGUCGAGCCCUCGACCGGCAUGAACGGCCUCCUCGUGGCGGCCCUGGCCAAUCAGCUCGACUGCCUGAGGUACCUGAUCGAGCGCGGGGCCGACGUGAACUACGCCAAUCCCAGCAUAUUCUACACGGCGCUGCACCUCGCGGCCUUCAACGAUUCCGUGGAGGCGAGCGAGCUGCUGAUCUCGAGCGGCGCCAAGCUCAACGGGGCCGCCUAUCAGCAGGAGAUCGAGCCCGUGCUUCACUCGGCGGUCCGAGCUCGCUCCGAGCGGGUCGUGCGCGUCCUGCUCGAUCGGGGCGCCAGCGUCGCCCAGAAGAAUCACCUGGGCGAGACGGCUCUGCACGUGGCCUGCUACGUUCAGUCGGUCGGCUGCGCCGAGAUGCUGCUCCAGGCGCCGGGCACCGACGCCAACUGCGUCGAUCAGCAGUGCCGCACGCCCCUGCACUACUGCGUGAUGCACGCCAGGUCCUCGGCGGAGCUCGUCGAGCUGCUUCUCAAGUACGGCGCCGCGUGCAACGUCAAGGACCGGCAGGAGCUCACGCCGCUGCACAUCGCCUCGCUGAACGAGCAGUCGCAGUGCGCCGACGCCCUGAUCUGGGCCGGCGCCGACGUGAGCGCCACCACCAAGGCGGGCCUGUCGGCGCUCAACAUCAUUCUGCGCAAGAUCCCCGAGUCGCUGCAGAUCUUCAGGCAGCGGCUGGACGCCUCGAUCCGGCUCAAACGGCCCGUGCCUCACAAUCGCGAGUUCGAGAUGAGGCUGCACUUCGAUCUGCUGUUCCCUUCGAACAAUCAGUGCGAGACCAGCUUCAUCAACACCUUCGUGCAGGAGCACCAGAAGGACCUGCUCUCCCACCCGCUGGUCAUGGCUUUCUUGCACCUCAAGUGGGAGAAGAUACGCAAGUUCUACCUGAUGCGGAUUUUUCUGUACGCGCUCACGGUCAUCAUGAUGACCACCUACGUGUUGACGGCACUGGCCUACAAGUGCUACAACCUCGAGGCCAACAGCUCCAAGAUCUGCAACAACAAGCGCCUGUCGGGCUUUCUGUUUCGCCGUCACGUGAUCGAGAUUGAGUGGUACGCCACCGUGCUCCUCACCUGCGUCACCAUCCCUCGCAAGAUCUUCGGCUUCAUGGUCUACAAGUCGGCCCGCCAGUACUUCACCAACAUCGACAACGUCCUCGACACCAUCGUCGUCGUGAGCGUCUUCGUCACGUCCUUCAUCUACACCGGUCGCACCUACGACUGGCAGAACUACGUGGGGGCCUUCGCCAUCCUCUGCGCCUGGACGAAUCUCAUGCUGAUGGUCGGACAGCUGCCCGCGUUCGGCACCUACGUCGCCAUGUUCACCCACAUACAGUUCGAGUUCGCCAAGCUGCUGCUGGCCUACUCGGGUCUGCUGAUCGGCUUCACCAUCAGCUUCUGCGUCAUCUUCGUGGGGGAGCCGUCGUUCGGCAAUCCGUUCACGGGCUUGAUCAAGGUGCUCGCCAUGAUGGCCGGCGAGCUCGACUUCGAGGGUCUGAUCAAUCAGGACGACAUAAUACACGACGGCUCGUUCGUGCUCUAUCAUCCGUUGUCGGUGUGCUCGCAGAUACUCUUCACCCUGUUCAUCGUCUUCGUCACGGUGAUCCUGAUGAAUCUGCUGGUGGGCAUCGCGGUGCACGACAUCCAGGGACUGCGCAAUCACGCAGGCUUGACCAAGCUCGUACGCCAGACCAAGCUCAUAUUAUUCACCGAGAUGGUGCUGUACAACGGCCGCAUACCGUACACCUUCAAGAAGUGGAUGUGCGACCACAAGAUCGACGUGGAGAACAGCGGCCGACGCAACAUACUCGUGGUCAAGCCGCUGAAUCCUCUCGAGAAGCGACUGCCCAAGGACAUACUCAAGGCGGCCUACGCCAUUGCCCAGCGCAACGCACCCCUCGUCGACGAGGACGACCACGUCAGUCAGCUGAGCGAGCACGCGAGCUGGAUGAAGCAGCAGCAUCAGCACGAGAACAACGGCGCCGGCGGCGAGGACUGCUGCUACUUCAAUUGCGGCGAGCAGCUGCACACGACCGUCGACCAGCUCUGCACGCAGAUCAAGUCGAUGCGCGAGGACGACAUCAAGGCCAUACGCGAACAAGUGCUGGAUACUAACAAGCUGCUCAAGAAUCUCGUGGCCAAGGUUCAGAGGACAAGGUGAAGGAAGGCGCGCGCGCCAGUCGCUCGUGUCACGUGCUGAGCUGCGUCAACUGAGAAAUUUGCCAACUGAAAAUGUUUCUUGGAUGCGCGAUGCCUUUCACUUUCUAUACAAUUGUCCAACUGAUUUUAUUGAAAUUUUAUUUCCUUUUCUUGUCAUUCGACAUUUUUAUCGAUUAAUUUACAUAUGUUUUUCGAUUAGCAUUACAGAUUUUAUAUACGAUAAAAGUUACAAGUGAGAUUGUAAAAUACUUUUUAUGAACAAUUAUGAUUAGGAUAGAAUGGUACAAGCAUUUUUGUAACGUAUAACUUUCAAAAUUUUUAUGAAAAACAGGUUAGACGAUGGGCAGCAACACAUACAUGUAAAAUUCAUAAUGUUUCAAGCAGUCAACAAUAGCAUUAUGAAAUAUAAUACAUUUUUUAAUACCGAACGAUUAUUGUUAUUUACCUUUACUGCACGUAUUUACUUCCUGUAUACUCUGUAGCGUUUAGAUUCGCCGGUUCGAAUCGCUGAUCGAGCAACAGUACGAAGCAAAUUAAUUCCUGCCAGCAUUGCUGCUUCUCACGUAUUUUGUCUGGAGUUUACAUUUGAAUAAAUUUCUACUUCUUUCAAGUAUUGAAAAUUGUCAAAUAUCAAGUCAAGUCAACAUAUCAACAUUUAUUAGAUUAUUAUUUUCGAACGAUUAUCACGAUCCUGUAUGCUAAU
Molecule: messenger RNA, 3856 nt
Organism: Trichogramma pretiosum
Lineage: Eukaryota; Metazoa; Arthropoda; Insecta; Hymenoptera; Trichogrammatidae
Product: transient receptor potential channel pyrexia-like
Exons: 2
Coding region: 314-3154 (946 amino acids)
Biological process (GO): monoatomic ion transport; transmembrane transport
Cellular component (GO): membrane
Molecular function (GO): protein binding; monoatomic ion channel activity
Source: RefSeq, a predicted model, not a curated record